AUGGCCCACGGCCAGGAAGAUUGCGCCUCCGUCCUGGAGCAGUUCGUGCACGAUGUCGCGAACCUGCCGCUGGAGAUCAACCACUUGAUGGAAGAGAUCCAAGCGAAAGACCGGAUCAUCCAGGACUGCCGCACCAUCAUCAACUCGCGCGAUGCCAGCAUCCAAAAGUUCAUCAAACUCAACGGCAGCUUGACCCCGAACCCAAAAGAGGAGCAGUACUCCAAGAUCGUCCUGCAGAACCUCGACAGGUCCAGCCAGCUACAGGACGAGAAGAUCCACUUGAGCGAGAAGGCGUGUAUCCUGCUGGACCGACAGAUCAAGAAACUCGACGUCAAGAUCCGCGAUCUCCAGAACGACAACGUCCUCUCCAACGACCCUCCCAUCCCCUCCCUCUUCAACAAUAAAGACCAAUACCGCGAUCCGCCCAAGAUCUUCUUCCCCGACUCCUCCACCGACGCCGCCUCUUACUCCUCCCCUCUCGCCGCAUCCUCCGGCAACGCAAACCCCCUAGUCACAGGCGCAACCCCCCGCCUCAACCUCUCCCUCAACCGCUCCCACUCCGCCGCCGCCCUCUCCCAAGCCGCUCGCAGCUCCGCCCCCGCCACCCCAGCCGGAACCGCCCACUUCCAGCAACGCCACCGUGAAUCCUCAGCCGGCGCCAUCGACAGCAAGCGCCGCCGCCUCAACACAACCCUCGGCUCCCUCCCCGCCGCCUCCUCCAACCUCCGCCAGUCCUCGCUCGGCCCGGGCACGCCCAAAGCCGGGACCCCGUCCUCCAGCCGCGCAGGCAGCGCCGGCCCACGCUCCGCGGGAAUCACCAAGAAAGCGCUGACCAAGAAAGUCGCGCCGCACCAGCAACUCAAGAAACUCAAAUCGCUCAACGGCAAGCACAACAAACGCUCGUCCAGCACGAGCCGGUUAAAGGCGCACAAGAAAACGCUGUCCGGGGGCGACGACGACGACGACGAUUCCAUGCUCAGCAGCGCGGAGCUCUCCGAUUCGGACAGCGGCGACGUGAACAUGGACGAGGACGAGGACGAGGGGAACGAGGACACCCAGGUGUAUUGUACGUGUCGGACCGUCAGCCAUGGGGAUAUGGUGGCGUGCGACAACAACGAUUGCAAGUAUGAGUGGUUCCAUUGGAAGUGCGUGGGGUUGACGAGGGAGCCGGUUGGGAAGUGGUAUUGUCCGGAUUGUUCGGCGGCGAAGGGGGGUGAAUAG
Aspergillus mulundensis is the source of this 1221-nucleotide messenger RNA. Its product is annotated as putative PHD finger domain protein. The transcript has a single exon. Gene Ontology annotation, cellular component: Rpd3L-Expanded complex; nucleus; Rpd3L complex. The coding region runs from base 1 to 1221 and encodes 406 amino acids. The record is from RefSeq and is a predicted model, not a curated record. Gene Ontology annotation, biological process: regulation of DNA-templated transcription. NCBI's taxonomy places the organism in Eukaryota, Fungi, Ascomycota, Eurotiomycetes, Eurotiales, Aspergillaceae.